AUGGCGGACCGCUUCCCAUCAUUGGAUGACUUCUCUGCGGGUCAAACCGAAGUCGUCGAUACCAACGGAGGAUCCGACCAGGACGAUUUCCUGGCCCGCGAACGUGCUGUGCUCGGAGAAGAUGCGGAACAAUUUGCCACUGCCCAAGACCACGUCGCAGACAAUGUAGACACGGGUGAUGAUCUGUUGGGUGGUGCGGAAGAUACCCUGGCUGGGAGCGGUGCUGGAGAGGACAUCGCAGGAUUUCAAUCUUCGUUCCCCGCUAUCGAAACACAGAACGAGCAAGUUGCACCUGGCGGCACAAUCACCGGAACUGGCGCGCCCUUCCCUCCGACCGGUUAUUCGAGCUACAAAGAGCCAGAGGCAGAACCAGAACCCAUUAGGGAAUGGCGUGAGAGACGAGACGCAGAUGUUGCUCGUCGCGCAGAGAUUUCGAGUGAGAAGAAGGAAGCGACUGUCAAGAAGGCCCAAGAGGACAUUGACGACUUCUACGUCUCCUACAACAACAAAACCGACAAGCUCCGAGGUCAGACUGCCGCUGACGCCGAACAAUUCCUCGCCAACCGGGAAGACACCUCUGCUGGCGGCACUAGCUGGGAGCGUAUCGCAAAAUUGGUCGAUGUGUCUGGAAAGGGGACCAAGGGUGGCGCCAGCGGUUCUGGCAAGGAACGCUUCCGCCAGCUGUUGCUCGAUUUGAAGAAGGACCAGAAUGCACCUGGUGUCAGUGGAGUCUAG
Molecule: messenger RNA, 735 nt
Organism: Aspergillus wentii DTO 134E9
Lineage: Eukaryota; Fungi; Ascomycota; Eurotiomycetes; Eurotiales; Aspergillaceae
Product: clathrin light chain CLC1
Exons: 4
Coding region: 1-735 (244 amino acids)
Biological process (GO): intracellular protein transport; clathrin coat assembly; clathrin-dependent endocytosis
Cellular component (GO): plasma membrane; clathrin coat of trans-Golgi network vesicle; clathrin coat of coated pit
Molecular function (GO): structural molecule activity; clathrin heavy chain binding
Source: RefSeq, a predicted model, not a curated record